AUGCCUCCGAAAGUGGUAAAACGAGGUGCUGCGGCGAAGAAAGCGAGUCUUUCUUCAAAAACUGCAAUCCAGAAUCAGAAGCAAGAACCUGAACCUGAACCUGUGAAUGUGAAGAAUAACAAAGAAAAUCAUGUUGCUGAUGUUGCGGGGGAAGAGAAUCCCGUUGAGACAGUGCCCAAUGGUUUGGUUGCGGUGGAAAACAAUGGGGAGGAGGUUAAGGACUCCAUAGAUGAAUAUGAGAAAGAUGAACACUUAGAUUUGGAGGAUAAUUAUCAUGAGUCUGAUCCUGACGAGUAUGUCGGUGAUGACUAUGAUGAGAGGGAAAAUGAACUAGAGGAUGGUCAGGAGGUUGUAGAUGAAGUGGUGGAAGAAGUGGAAGAGAUUGUUGAUGAAGAAGAUGGUGAUACUGGCGAUGAAGAAAUUGAGUAUGUUUACGAAGAAGUUGAGGGUGAUGAUGAUGAUGAUGCUGAUGCUGCUGGUGAUGCUGAUGCUGCUGGUGAUGAUGAUGAUGAUGAUGAUCAUGCCGGUACGGAGAACGAGCAUGAGCAUCUGACUGAUGUGGCUGAAGAGGAGCAAGGUGAAGUUAGAAAGGAAAGGAAGAACCGAAAGGAAUUUGAAGUAUUUGUUGGGGGCCUAGACAAGAAUGCAACGGAGGAUGAUCUGAGGAAGAUUUUCGGUAAAGUUGGGAAGAUUACUAAAGCCAGGCUAAUGAAGAAUCCUCGGACUAAAAGGAACAAGGGGUUUGCAUUAUUGCGUUUUGAAACUGUUGAACAAGUGAAAAGAGCACUGGCAGAGCUAAAAAAUCCAGUGAUUAAUGGCAAACAAUGCGGUAUCACUCCAUGUCAGGACAGUGAUACUCUCUAUUUAGAUAACAUUUGCCAGACUUGGAAAAAGGAAGCUUUAAAGGAGAAAUUGAAACAUUAUGAAGUUGAAAGUUUCAAGGAUUUGACUUUAGUAGAAGAUGGUAACAAUGAGGGAACAAACUGUGGAUUUGCGCUUUUGGAAUUUUCAUCACGUUCAGAUGCUAAGGAAGCCUAUAAGCGAUUGCAGAAGACAGAUGUUGUUUUUGGAGUUGAUAAGCCUGCUGAGGUUUCCUUUGCAGACUUCUUUGAUGACCUGGAAGAUGAUAUUAUGGCACAGGCUAAAACUGUAUUUAUUGAUUUACUACCUCCUUCAUGGGAUGAAGAUUAUAUCCGAGGUCUUCUUAAAAAAUACGGGGAGGUUGAAAAAGUUGAACUUGCUAAGAACAGGCCAGCUGCUCGCAGGAAGAAUUAUGGAUUUGUUACCUUUGCUACGCAUGCUGCUGCUGUGGAAUGUGCAGAGAGCAUUACCAGUGCAGGGUUAGGCGACGGCAACAAAAAGGCAAAAGUUAGGGCUAGGUUGUCGAGACCUUUUCAGAAAGUUCGUGGAAAACAUGUUACUCGUAGUGACUUCUCUGGCCGCAAGCUUGGAAGGUCUGCAAGGCCUUCACGGAGUCGACCUUCACAGCGGAGUCGUCUUGCACUUCGGAAUCGACUUGGACCACCAAUUCGACCUACACUACAGAGUCGACUUGGACCACCAAGUCGAUCUGCUCGUGUGGCGAAAAGACUUGGAAAUAGUAUUCCACCAGUUAGACCUUCUAGUGCGAGAAGUAGACGCCCUCUCACAACAGUGCCAGUAAGAGCUAGGCCAGCCACUUCUCCAGCUAGAUCCUAUGAGAGGAGAUUGACAGCUGCUUAUCCAAAAGGUAGCAUGAAGAGAGAUUAUGGUCGACCUGUGGAUCUGCCACCUCCAAGAAGUAGAGCUUCUGCAGAUUAUGGCUCUCAGGUGGCCUCUCAAAGACGUUCAUCUUAUAGAGAUUAUCCAGCCCGUGACUCUGGCUACUCUGAUCUGCAUAGGAGCGUGUCUCGUACUGCACCAAGGAGGGGUCAUCUAGAUGACAGCUUUGAUCAAAGACUUGAAAGGCCUCCUCCGGAUCUAAGUUAUCGUGAAGGGCGUCCUCGUGAUUAUGACACAUUAUCUGGCUCGAAACGUCCAUAUGCUACCAUUGAUGAUAUUCCUCCACGGUAUGCUGAUGCUGAUGCUCGCCAAUCAAGAUCUCGAUUAAACUAUGAUUACGGAGGCAGUGUUUCAGAAUAUAGAGAGACUUAUGGUGAUAGGCUUGGAAGAUCUAGUUUGGGAUAUAGUAGUGGCAGUAGAAGUUCUAUAUCUAUUCAAAACUCACAUGAGGCAUAUAGCAGUCGACAUGACAUGAGUUAUGGCAGAGGUCCGAUUGGUGGUAGUGAUGGGGGUAUAUACUCAUCAAGUUAUGGUGGAGAUUACAGAUCUCGUGGAAGUGAUGCCGGUGGCAGCUCGUAUUCAUCCAUGUAUUCUAGCAGCAGGGGUAUGAACGGUAGUAGCAGUUUUAUGGGUAGUGGCAGCGGAUCUAGGUCUUAUUAUUGA
Molecule: messenger RNA, 2424 nt
Organism: Vicia faba (fava bean)
Lineage: Eukaryota; Viridiplantae; Streptophyta; Magnoliopsida; Fabales; Fabaceae
Source: the annotation of a GenBank genome assembly